CUUGACGUCUACUACCUAUGUUCAGAAGCCAUGAAUUCCAGAAAAUUACUCUCAGAAACACGGAGAACAUUUCCUGAUACUAAAGCACACUGCCAGCAGCCAUCACGGAUUCUCAUUGUGGAUGUCACAUCAGCUUCCUGGGCCAACACUUGUUCUGUACUCUCUGAAGCUCUGGAAAACACACUCUGUUUGGCAUGCAGAUUGACAGGUCCCUGCCGUGUUCCCCUUCUUAGCCUCUAUGUGGUGCAGAACCAGCAGGAAUGUUUGCUUCCCUUUGUGCAACUGAAGGAAAGCUUUGCACGAGUUCAAGCCUGCAUUUCAGAGCUCCGUUCACUACCAAGAGAAGGCUGUUUCCCACAGGGGGGAGAUGGAGUGGUACAGGCUGUGCAAGAUGGAUUGCAGCAGUUCAAGCAAUACAGCAGACACACAGCAGCAGGAGGCUCAACAAAUAGUUCUGUUGAGAUCAUAAUUUUGACAAGCCAGUCAGGAAAAGAAAUGGUAAAGCAUCUGGAGAAGAAGUUAAAGGAUGUAGACCUUGUGAGUCUGCGAAGAAUACAAGUUAUUGAGGUUUUGAAGAGAGGCUUUUUGGAGCCUGAGAAUGUGGAACAGUGUAUGCUAGCAGAAGAGCCCAGCAGCAAUGACAUUGCAAUCCUUGGAAUGGACAUCGAUCUGCAAACAAUAGAGGACAAUGUCAUCAGCUUGGAGAUGCUGUUUAAAACAUGGCUUCAUGACUGUGGCUCAGAGAGAGAACACCUCCAUCUCCUCCUUCCAUCUGGAGGCUCCAGCUAUGCCACCGCACCCAAGACCACCCUAAUAUGCCUGAAGUGUGAUUUGCAGGAAAGACUGCUUGAUCCAGCUCUACUUUUUGGGACUGUUGAUGGCACCAUGAAAACAGCUGAUUCAAAUUCAUCCCGCCAGAUGACAGCCUGGCCAGCUACAGUGCUGUAUAAACUCCAGGUUGUAAAAGCUCUGAAGUCUGAAGGAGUCUGUGAGUCUGUGCUGUAUGGACUGCCUUUCAUCAUCAAGCCCACAAGCUGCUGGCAGCUAGACUGGGAUGAACUGGAGUUAAAUCAGCAUAGCUUCCAUGCUCUCUGUCAUAGUCUUCUGAAAAGGAAGUGGAUGCUUUUGGCCAAACUCGAUCCACAGAACACUUGUCCAAGCUGGAAUAUCGUGGUGCACUCCUACUACAUCAUUAUCCCUUCUGACUCUGCCACUCUGCUUGUCAAAGCAGUCGCUGUAAGAGAGCUCCUGAUGCCAUCAGUCUUCCCAGCCCUCCUUGCUGAGCAUCCUGAGAGAGUGCAGGGCCCUAUAGAGAGUGCCCUGAACAGCUUGGAAGUAGAAGUUACUUAUAACCCCUUGCACCUGAAAAGCAACCUCUACAAACACCUGAAGAGUAUGUUGUACAGACCACUGCACAGGCAGCAGGCCCAGCCCAGGGACCAGCGACCAGAGCGGCAUCAAUCCAAGCAGGUAUGACUCUUGCUUUUGACUAGCCUAGGUAGAUCCUGCCUUGUCCUCCUGAUCUGCUUCCUGCAGAGAAGAAACAGGUAACCCCCUGAUACCCUGAUGGUAUAGGGAAAGCAAAGUUGGGUUGCACAAGCAACAUACCCUUGUGCUAUGGGGGAGAUGGGUGCUGACCAGCUGGCACAUGCAGACACAGUAAGACAGCAUGCUGAGAACUCAAAACCCCAGCAGGGAAGAGGACCAGCACAGGAUAACGACGACAAAUUGGUCCAGGCUACACACAUGAUGUACUAUUACAGACAGGACUGA
Oxyura jamaicensis (ruddy duck) is the source of this 1773-nucleotide messenger RNA. RefSeq names its product meiosis 1 associated protein (gene M1AP). Gene Ontology annotation, biological process: meiosis I; spermatogenesis; male meiosis chromosome separation. The record is from RefSeq and is a predicted model, not a curated record. The transcript is spliced from 10 exons. NCBI's taxonomy places the organism in Eukaryota, Metazoa, Chordata, Aves, Anseriformes, Anatidae. The annotation marks the transcript as partial.